CCUCCCCGUCUCCCGGCAUAUAAAGCGGGGAGCGCGCCCGCGGCCGGCCAACGCGCUCGGAGCGCGGCGCUCGCCCUGCCCGCUGCAGACGGACGUCCCGGCGGCGAUGAGGCUCCCGCUGGCUUUCGCCGUGCUCCUCCUGGCCUCGUCACAGGCGCUGGGCGAGGAGAUGGGAGCCACCGACGACCUCAGCUACUGGUCCGACUGGUCCGACAGCGACCAGGGGAAGGAGGAGCUGCCGCUGCCCCUGGAGCACUUCCUGCAGAGGAUGGCCCGCAGACCCCGGCCCCAGCAGUUCUUCGGCCUCAUGGGCAAGCGGGAUGCCGGAUAUGGCCAGAUCUCUCACAAAAGGCAUAAAACAGACUCCUUUGUUGGACUUAUGGGCAAAAGAUCUUUAAAUUCUGGGUCCUCUGAAGGGAGCAUAGCACAGAGCUACGAACGGAGGCGUAAAUGAGACGUUCCCGUGCAUUAUUUAUUGAACUUCAUUUGUUCUAAUGGCCAAUGCAGUGUAAUAUAAACUAACCACUGUAUGAAAUAAUUAUUUAUUUAAUAACUGAAGGGGUUUGAUUUUUUUCGAGUUGUACAUUCAAUAAAAGUAUUAUUUUUCAUAUUGUGGCAGUGACACGUGUUGUGUAGGUGUGCUGUGGUUCUGAAAGGAGCAGCAACCCUGAUGAUGUCUCACAACAAAGCACAUGUUUGAUAUGACCUGUAGAGUUAUGUUUACUAAACAAGCAAGUAUUCUUUUGUUCAUUGAGAGCGAGUCUAUCAGCUUCACUGCUAGUGCAGAACAGAACUGAUGUUCAGUCUAGUGCCUCAAUUUGUUUCCAUGGUUUAUUAUGUACUGUAAUUUCUGUAUCAAAAAUAUAUUUGUAUCAUUGCAGCAUGUUUUAUGUUCUGUGAUUAUGCAUCAAUAUAUUUUAAAAGGGGGGAUGGGUAAUGUUUGAAUGGGAAUCCAAAGUCUUCAUUUCAUAGUCUGGAAUUUUAUGAUAGUAACAUUUUAAAUAAAAACUACUCUGGGGCUUUUGCAACAUA
Molecule: messenger RNA, 1032 nt
Organism: Melospiza melodia melodia
Lineage: Eukaryota; Metazoa; Chordata; Aves; Passeriformes; Passerellidae
Gene: TAC1
Product: tachykinin precursor 1
Exons: 6
Coding region: 107-454 (115 amino acids)
Biological process (GO): tachykinin receptor signaling pathway
Source: RefSeq, a predicted model, not a curated record